Molecule: messenger RNA, 441 nt
Organism: Aplosporella prunicola CBS 121167
Lineage: Eukaryota; Fungi; Ascomycota; Dothideomycetes; Botryosphaeriales; Aplosporellaceae
Exons: 3
Coding region: 1-441 (146 amino acids)
Source: RefSeq, a predicted model, not a curated record
AUGGUUUCCUACGGUACAUCCAAGGUCGACAACCUUAGUGAUGCCGACAAGUUACGUAUCAUUUCGGCGUAUCUUAACCACAACGAGCCCCAGAACGUUUACUGGACCUCGGCUGCCACUCAGGCUGGCAGUGCGUCCAAGGAAUCGUACAAGAAGAUGCUCAACACCUCGCUUCAGAAGCUCCGCGCGACCGAAGGCGACAAGGGAGCCGAUGGUAAUGAGACUGCACCCAAGCCCCAGCCCAAGAAGGGAGGCCGCAAGAAGCGUGAGGCUACCGAUGAUGGCGGAGAGCAGGAAGGCAAUCCAACGAAAAAGGCUAGGAAGUCAGCCAAGCCGCGUGCUAAGAAGGCCGCCGUCACUACCAAGAAGCCGGAUACCGAUGGAGAAGAAGCUGAGACUGCUGCAGUGAAGCCAGAGGCUUCCGACGACGAGGAUGCUUGA